AAUGCAUAAUUGCUGACUCCCAAAGUAUCAUCUUCGGUGAUUCAUCAAUUUUAAUCCAACAAUCCCUGAUUCUUGCUAGGCAACCACUCACCUAAAAUAUUUACAGCAAUAACUGCGCAAGGCAGGACAGACAGAAGAGAGACCACUGGCUUUGUGUUAAAGGACUGCACAAUCAUUGAAGAACAUAAGUCUUGCAAGAAAGGUUUCAAGAUCCCAACAUACUUAGGCCGCCCACAGUGAAGAUAUUCAAGAAAGAUCAUAUUAUUCCUGAGGGAUGAACAAUGGGUUUUAGUAGGAUCAAAGGAAGGAACAUGAUUUAUGCUGGAUGUGAAAAACAAUGGGCCUGGAGCCAACACUACCAAACGGGUCAAGUGGGAAGGUUUUAAGGUCAUUAAUAACAAGUUAGAGGCACUUAAACAUGGUCAAAGUGACUUAGAGGCACUUAAACAUGGUCAAAGUGCUUUCAUUCAAUGUAAUUUGUGGCUAGAUAAAACAGGAAUGCCCUACGGUGUUCGGCUGUUGUAAUGACAUAGCAGCAAAGAAACUUUCGGCAUGUAAUGCUUCUACUAUAAAACCAAAAACCGUCAAACGUUGCAUAUACAGAAAGGAAACUCCAUUUUGUGAAUAGGGAUAGUAUUGUUGUAAGGGAUGCCAUGAUCAUAAAAGCUAUAUGAUUGGAGUGUGAUUCUCAGCUUUCGCAUGUGCUUCUUGAAUGCAUUCUUUUACCAUAUUUCAUCUCAUUCCUUUAUUCUGCUUCUUAGUUGGGUCUUCACCUUCAUUAAUUAGAGAUUGCAAUUGGAAGAUGUUUCCAAAUAUCCGACCUUACUAUGACUAUAAUUUAUAAUUUAUUUCCAAAGUCAUUGUCUCCAACGUGCAAGCCUGUUUCCUUCUCUAAGGAAUGAUAGAAUAUGGUUAACACCUUCACGCUAUGAUGACCCGAGUGAAAUCUAAGCCAUGUUGUCUUGUUUUUGUUGUGUGCACGUAUCUUGCCAUAAAACAGAGCCAUAUGGAAAAAUACUUAGCUUCAAAAACCAUGUUCCAUAUGUAUUUGCAUAGCACGUCAUGCUGGCUUUUCUCCUUCAUAAUUGUUAUUACCUCUUCCUCUUUCUCUCUCUAUAUAUAUCUAUUCCUCCAAGAUCACCUUCAUUCGUAUAGCUAAUAAGACUGAAACCCAAAAUCAAUCUAGUUCAAAAUUCCCAGCUAUCUAUAUCUGGCUAGCAAUAUAGAGGCAAAAUGGGAAUGAAAUCUUUGUUUCUAUUCCUUCCAUUGGUUCUUCCCCUUGUAUUAGCUGAUCUAAGGGUUGGCUUUUAUCGAUCAACAUGUCCUCAAGCAGAAUCUAUAAUACUCCAAGUGGUGCAAAAUCGAUUUAAUACUGAUCGUUCCAUACCUGCAGCCUUGCUUCGCAUGCAUUUUCAUGAUUGCUUCGUUAGAGGUUGUGAUGCGUCGAUUCUUAUAGACUCAACCAAGCAGAAACGAUCCGAGAAAGAUGCAGGACCGAACCAGACAGUUCGAGGGUACGAGCUAAUCGAUGAGAUCAAGAAAGCCCUAGAGGCUGCCUGCCCUUCAAUGGUCUCCUGCGCAGACAUCAUAACACUUGCAACUAGAGAUGCUGUGGCUCUAGCAGGAGGCCCUAACUACACAGUACCUACAGGAAGAUGCGACGGGCUAGUAUCGAACAUAGAGGAUGUGAACUUGCCAGGACCAACAGUCACAGUAUCCGAAGCAUUCCAGGUUUUCAGGGCCAAAGGGCUAACCGUUGCUGAUAUGGUAACCCUUUUAGGUGCACACACAGCGGGUGUUGCUCAUUGCAGUUUCUUUGAGGACAGGGUUUCGAAUUUUCAAGGCACUGGGAGUCCUGAUCCGACAAUGGAUCGUAAUUUGGCUGCCAAUCUCAGCAAGAUUUGUGCUUCUCCUAACACUGACCCAACUGUGUUUUUGGAUCAAAGCACAGGUUUUGCGUUUGAUAAUGAGUACUACAAGCAGUUGCUUUUGAAAAGAGGGAUAAUGCAGAUUGAUCAGGAACUUGCGACGGAUAGAUCUAGUGUGGGAAUAGUUUCGAGUUUCGCCAGGAAAGUAAUUGCAUUUAAACAGAGUUUUGCAAAUGCAAUGGUGAAGCUUGGAAGUACUCAGGUUCUUGUUGGAAACGCUGGAGAAGUUAGGACCAAUUGUAGAGUUUUCAAUACCCAAAAGAGAGCUUUUUCACCCAAGAAAACUCGACCAAGGGCAUUGUGAGAGAUUUAA
Molecule: messenger RNA, 2241 nt
Organism: Hevea brasiliensis (rubber tree)
Lineage: Eukaryota; Viridiplantae; Streptophyta; Magnoliopsida; Malpighiales; Euphorbiaceae
Product: peroxidase 44-like
Exons: 2
Coding region: 1234-2232 (332 amino acids)
Biological process (GO): response to oxidative stress; hydrogen peroxide catabolic process
Cellular component (GO): plasmodesma; plant-type cell wall
Molecular function (GO): peroxidase activity; heme binding
Source: RefSeq, a predicted model, not a curated record